Messenger RNA from Columba livia (rock pigeon), 1592 nucleotides. RefSeq names its product proteasome 26S subunit, non-ATPase 9 (gene PSMD9). Bases 83 to 781 code for a protein of 232 amino acids. NCBI's taxonomy places the organism in Eukaryota, Metazoa, Chordata, Aves, Columbiformes, Columbidae. Gene Ontology annotation, biological process: proteasome regulatory particle assembly. Gene Ontology annotation, cellular component: nucleus; cytoplasm. The transcript has 6 exons. Gene Ontology annotation, molecular function: protein binding. The record is from RefSeq and is a predicted model, not a curated record.
GUGGGCGGUGCUUCCGCCGCCGGCCCCGCCCCGCCGCCAGUGACGCCUUUUCGCGCAGCCGGCGGCGCGGCCCGUGUCAGCCAUGGCGGACCCGGGCGGGAGCCGCCCGGUCACCGUCAGCGACGUGCAGCAGCUGGUGAAGCGCAAGGACGAGAUCGAGGCGCAGAUCAAGGCCUACUACGAGCUGCUGGGGCAAAAGGGCGUCGGGAUGACGGAGCCGCUGGUGGACGCGGAGGAUUUUCCCCGGGGCGACAUCGACAUCUACGAAGUGCGAACCGCCCGGCACAACAUCAUCUCUGCAGAGUGCGUGCUGAGAAAGAACGCAGAGGUGUACCUCGCUUCCGCUCCCUGCGUGCUAAUGGUGUCACCCCCAGGUCUGCAGAACGACCACAAGGCUCUGAUGAAGCAGGUGGAGGAAGCUCUUCACCAGCUGCACGCCCGGGAGAAGGAGAAACGCGCCAGGGAUGAGGCGGAGGCGCUGGCCGAGGCCAGGAGCCAGAGCCAGCCGCAGGCCUUUGCCAGGGUGAACGCGGUGACGCCGGGAUCUCCUGCCAGUAUCUCGGGACUUCAGGUUGAUGACGAAAUUGUGGAGUUUGGUUCUGUAAACAUCAACAACUUCCAGAACCUUCAGAACAUCGCCACAGUGGUGCAGCAUAGCGAAGGGAGACCUCUGAGUGUGACUGUGAUCCGCGGCGGCAGGAAAGUGCACGUGGGGCUGACUCCGAAGCGCUGGGCCGGGAAGGGUCUCCUGGGCUGCAAUAUCAUUCCCUUGCAGAGAUGACCAUUGUGUGGAAAACAAUAAAGCUGAAGUUUGUGCCUGCUUUCUGGACUCUGAUCUGGUUUGAAAACUUCCCUACGUGUUUUUGCUGAAACAAAUGUUUUGGAGGCUGUGGGCUCCGAGUGCCUGACUCGCGGGGUCUGAGCACGUUCUGGUAGAGCGGGGCCUGCCCGCAAUUCGGAAUUGCACGGGCUUGUCAAGGGUGGCUUGCAGAGUUGCAAGAUGUGUCUUCUCAUCUCUUACUCUUAUCAGUUUGGAAUGAGGCUGUAGAGAUACAAACGUCAUUUGAUACAGGCUCUAAAGAGCAUGAAAUGGUCUUGAUGCUCUUGAUGACAACAGAACAUUCCUUUUUCCUUUUAUUUUCUUUUUCCCCUGCAAUUCCUCACUGAACAUCUUGCAAUAAAUGCUAAAAAGUCCCAGAGCACUAUUUUGUGUCUGUAAUAGUGUAGAUCACAGUCAAGAAAUAUGCAAGUUUGAUACUUUAUGUUCCCUGUGUUGCCACAACUUUUGAAAUCACUAAAUGUGAUGAAAGAAUUUUUGAAACACCUGAUUAUUUUAAUUUAAUGACAUAAGGAAUAGGGAUGAUAAUUUUACUUUGCUUUAAUUUUAGUAUUUUAUAUGGUUAUGAUAAAAGUGCUCCUGCCUUGGUGGAUUUUUAUGUUUGAUGUGGUUUUGUUUAUUUCUGGUAGUUGGUUUUGGGGUGUAUCAGCUAUUCAAGGGGAUUUCUGGGAUGACUGGUUUGUUUUAAGCUUGUUUCCUGUUGAACUUCAAAAUAUGCUUCUGAAUCAAUAAAACUGAGUAAGGCCUCUCUCCA